Molecule: messenger RNA, 1014 nt
Organism: Spinacia oleracea (spinach)
Lineage: Eukaryota; Viridiplantae; Streptophyta; Magnoliopsida; Caryophyllales; Amaranthaceae
Product: ADP-ribosylation factor 1
Exons: 7
Coding region: 184-729 (181 amino acids)
Molecular function (GO): GTPase activity; GTP binding
Source: RefSeq, a predicted model, not a curated record
AAUGGAAAAAGAUUCAGCAACUAAAAUAAGGCUUCCAUGCAAUUGGGAAUUGGGAUAUUCCACACACCUCACCUCAUUUCAUCUCAUUCCAAAACAUAACUUUCUUCAGAUUUGUUUCCUCUCUCUCUCUCUCUCUCUCUCUCUCUCCUUUGCUCAGAUUGUUCGAGUUAAUAGGAAGCGAAAAUGGGGCUUUCUUUUGGCAAGCUGUUCAGCAGACUAUUCUCGAAGAAGGAGAUGCGUAUACUUAUGGUAGGUCUCGAUGCGGCUGGUAAGACCACCAUCUUGUAUAAGCUCAAGUUGGGAGAAAUUGUCACUACCAUCCCAACCAUUGGAUUUAAUGUGGAGACUGUUGAGUACAAGAACAUCAGCUUCACUGUGUGGGAUGUUGGAGGUCAGGAUAAGAUUCGUCCGUUGUGGAGACACUACUUCCAGAACACACAAGGACUCAUCUUUGUGGUUGACAGUAAUGAUAGAGAUCGUGUUGUUGAAGCGAGGGAUGAGCUUCACCGGAUGCUGAAUGAGGAUGAACUAAAGGAUGCAGUCCUACUAGUGUUUGCUAACAAACAGGAUCUUCCAAAUGCGAUGAAUGCAGCAGAAAUCACCGACAAGCUCGGUCUCCACUCCCUCCGUCAACGACACUGGUACAUCCAGAGUACAUGUGCAACAUCAGGUGAAGGGCUGUAUGAGGGUCUAGACUGGUUGUCCAACAACAUAGCAAGCAAGGCUUAAAUGAAAGCAUCUCUGAUUCACAUUUAGAACGAAGAUAGUUGAGUUUUCACCAGCAUUUACAGGACUUUUGUUAUUACAUUACGUUGCAAGUUUUUCAUAGCUUAAUGUUGUUCAGUGACAGUUUAAGCCAUUUGCUUCCUGUAGUCUAAGUUUGAGACAUGAGAUUGAUUAAUCAAUUACUUGUAAUAUUAUCUUGUCAGAGCUGUUAUAGUCCUCUGUCAUUCUUUAGAACCUUAUUGUAACUCCUUUCAUUUUAAAGUUGAAACCAUGAUAAAAUUUGCAGAA